Messenger RNA from Acanthopagrus latus (yellowfin seabream), 12642 nucleotides. RefSeq names its product insulin-like growth factor 2 receptor (gene igf2r). Gene Ontology annotation, molecular function: signaling receptor activity; insulin-like growth factor binding; D-mannose binding. Bases 158 to 7642 code for a protein of 2494 amino acids. Lineage: Eukaryota; Metazoa; Chordata; Actinopteri; Spariformes; Sparidae. The transcript has 51 exons. Gene Ontology annotation, cellular component: trans-Golgi network; plasma membrane; late endosome. The record is from RefSeq and is a predicted model, not a curated record. Gene Ontology annotation, biological process: lysosomal transport.
AGCUCCUGAAGGCACCAUCAAGUCGGCAUCAUGAGAGUCAUGUGAUGUCCUGUCAUGUGGUGCAGUCACUUCCUACUGAUUUGGUCCGGAGCGGAUAGACUCUGCUGUAUCAUGUCGUCUUAGUCCGGCUCCGCAGACAGUAUCCACCACAGUAAACAUGUCAUUUCUGCGCAAAUCUACCUCCUCUUCGCCCCUGAGGCUGGUUCUGUGGUUAGCGACGUGUCUGGGAUGCGUGUUGGUCCGGUCCGCUGCGGAGGGGGACGGGAGCCCGUGGUACCAGGACCUCUGCAGUUAUAAGUGGGAAGCUAUAGACCAGGAUAAUAAAGUGAGCUAUACAAUAAAGCUCUGUGAGUCGUCACCAACAACUAGCUGUGGCCCCGGCACAGCUGUCUGCGCUCGGAACCUCACGACCAAAACAGACCAGUCUGUCGGUGAUCUGUCCCUGCAUCGGCUCUCUGGCAGGGUGCUGGACUUCAAUAGCACGCAAAAAUGUCCAGGAAGUGACAACAACAUUCAAAGCAGCAUCAGCUUCCAGUGUGGGAAAACCAUGGGCACCCCAGAGUUUGUUGCUGUGUCUCAGUGUGUGCAUUACUUUGAGUGGAGGACGUACACCGCCUGCAAGAAUGACAGAUUCAAACCGCAAAAGGAGGUGCCCUGUUACGUGUUCGACUCUGACGGUAAGAAGCACGACCUCAACCCUCUGAUCAAAGUGAGUGACGGCUAUCUGGUGGACGAUGGUGAUGACAGUAUCGACUUCUACAUCAACAUCUGCAGAAGCCUCAAUGGUCCAGACAUGUCCUGUCCUGAAGGAUCUGCAGCAUGUCUGGUCACCAGACAGGGUUCCUACAACAUAGGCGCUCCCUCCAAACAGCUGGAGCUGGUCUCCAGUGACAGACUGAUGUUAAAGUAUGAAGCCAGCUCCGAUGUGACUCCUCCCGAAUUCUGCAAUGGACACAUUCCCGCAGUCACCAUCACCUUCAUCUGUCCAUCAAGCAGACAUUUGGGCAGCACUCCUAAGAUGACCGCAGAGAUUAACUGUCGCUACGAGGUGAACUGGGUGACUGAAUACGCCUGUCACAGAGACUACCUGGAGAGCAACAACUGCAAACUGACCAGCGAACAGCAUGACAUGUCCAUCGACCUGACACCCCUCACCUUGGGCCCCUCAGAUAUUCCGUACUACUCACAUUCUGGGCCCAGCGAUGGUGACGAAAGCUACAUCUACUACCUGAACGUGUGUGGAAAAAUCCCAACCACAGAAUGUGGCGAGGACAAGUACAUAUCGUCCUGCCAGGUGAAGAAGUCCGGAGAGGUGAAGAAGGUGGCUGGAAAAUAUAAGAACCAGACGCUACGUUACUCAGAUGGAGAUCUGAGUCUGAUCUACCCAGAUGGCGCCAAGUGCUCCACCGGCUUCCAGAGAAUGACCAUCAUCAACUUUGAGUGCAACAAGACUGCUUCCCAUGGUGGGCGUGGAAUUCCAGUUUUUGUGGCUGAGACAGACUGCACUUAUUAUUUCAACUGGGAGACGGCGUUCGCCUGCGUGAAGGAGAAGGAGGAUCUGCUGUGUCGAGUCCGGGAUGGAAACAAACAUUACGACCUUUCAGCCCUCACAAGAUACCCUGGGCCCGAUUCCAGCGGGAACUGGGAGGCUGUGGACGCUCAGUCUCCGAGGUCGGACUCACGUUUCUACCUGAACGUCUGUCACAAAGUCAUCCAGUCGGGAGCUGCUGCUGGCUGCCCGAUGAGUGCCUCCAUCUGUGCCGUGGAUAAGGAAAACAGGCACUUCAGUCUGGGCAGCUUCCUCUCCUCUCCCCAUAAGGCUCAACUAGGAAAUGACAUUAGACUGGUCUAUACUGAAGGAAGUUUUUGCGACAAUAAAAACUCGAGGAUCCAAACCAUCCUGACACUCAAGUGCAAACCAGGAGAUCUGGAGAGCGCUCCCGUCCUCCGUAGCAUUUCCUCUGAUGGAUGUAAGUACGAGUUGGAGUGGUACACCGCCGCCGCCUGCGUCCUCUCGAAGACGCAGGGAGACGACUGCAAGGUGGAGGACGCUCAGGCUGACCUUUCCUUCGACUUGUCGCCGCUCAAAAAAGACGGCGGCUACUACAACCUGACCAGUGGCAACUACGAUUACUUCAUAAAUGUGUGUGGUCCUGUCAACAUUGCCAACUGUCCCGAAAAGGCCGGAGCAUGUCAGGUUGAAACAAGUUCUUGGAGUCUCGGAGAAGCGAACUCCCGUCUGUCGUAUUACGACGGCCUGAUCCUGCUGACCUACAGUAACGGCUCCCGCUACAACAACAAAGAACACACUCUCAGAUCCACACUCAUCUCAUUCCUCUGUGACCCAAAAGCUGGAGCUGGAAUACCCGAAUUCCAGGCUGAGGACAACUACACCUAUAACUUCCACUGGUAUACAUCCUACGCAUGUCCUGAGAGGCCUCAUGAGUGUUUGGUGACCGAUCCAGAAACUCUUGAGCAGUACGACUUAUCCAGUUUGUCACGCUCCACCUCCAGCAGCAACUGGGAGGUCUUGGAUUUGUCUGAACCCAACAACCUGAAGAAGUACUACAUCAACAUAUGUCGGCCGCUAAACGCUGUCCCAGGCUGCGACCACCACGCGUCUGUCUGUCAGAUGGACUACACAUAUGAGCAGGGCUCCAUGAAGGAGCGAGUGUCAGUCAGUAACAUGGGUAUGUCCAAGCGGGGGCCUGUCAUCGAGGGACGGGACCGGCUGCUGCUGGAGUUCACAGACGGUUCUGUCUGCAUUUCGGAUGGCCAGAGGCUGACAUACACGACACAUAUCCACCUGGUCUGCUCCAGAGGCUCUGAGUCAACAGGCCCACAGUUCCUGAUGUACCACAACUGUACCGCCAACUUCAGGUGGGAGACAAGAGCAGCAUGUGCCAUCACCACCACCGAGAAUGAUAGCUGUGCUGUUGUCGACCCCAACACUGGCUUCCUGUUCGACCUUAAGCUUCUGGCCUCAGAGAAGGGAUACAAGACAAAGGCAAAUGGAAAAGACUUUGUGGUGAAUAUCUGCGCAGACGUGGCAGAAUGUGGAAAGGACAUGGCUGGAUGUGAGCUGGAAGAAGGGCAUCCUGUGAGCCCAGUUGGGGUGAAGAAGACCCUCCAGUACUCCACAGACGGCCAUCUCUCACUAACCUAUCAGGGACAACUGGACGAUUCCACAGCAAAGCGGGACACCUUCACCAUUAACUUCGUGUGUGAUCCAAACUCACACCGCGGCUCUUUAAAACUGCUGCAAGAGGACAUGAGCUCUUUACCCGACAGUGUUGUGGUCCACGACGUCCUCUUUGAGUUCUCCACCGCUCUGGCCUGCAUCCCUGCUCCAGUUGACUGUCAGAUCAUUGAUUCUCAGGGUAACGAGUACGACCUGAGGCAGCUGAUCCGGGACGUAGAUGACAGUCCCUGGAUUGCCAUAGACACAGACGGGGUCAAAUCACGCAGCUUUUACAUCAACGUCUGCAAACCUCUACCCACUGUGAAGGACUGUCCAGUGGGUCCUUUGGGAGCUUGUGGUGUAGUCGAUGGAAAGGGUUACAACUUAGGAUACGUCCAGUCGAGGCCGCAUGCAGCGGAGGACGGCUCUAUCAGCAUUGUGUACCAGAACGGAGACCGCUGUGGUUCUACGUCCCGCUACUCAACACGCAUCAUCCUCCAGUGCGAUGAAAACCCAGGCUCCCCCAUGUAUGACCGUAAAGACGGCUGCGAAUACAUCUUCAUCUGGAGGACAUCGAAGGCCUGUCCUAUCAGGAAGUCUCAAGGUGAUAACUGUCGGGUCCGUGACCCCAGGACUGGCUACGAGUUCGACCUGAGCUCUCUGAAAGGCAAAGAUUACCCCGUCAGGAAUGAUAAAUACAUCUACCACCUGUCUGUCUGCGGGCCACUGCAGAGAGGCAUCUGCACCCACAUCAACACCAGCAAUGAUACUGUCGCCUCCUGCCAGGUAGACGGCACCAAGGAGAAGAUCGGAGGACUGGCGAACCAAGUCCUGAGUUUUGUUGGAGAACAGCUCAUCCUGAACUACACAAAUGGAGAUACCUGUCAUCGGAUCUACCAGAGAUCCACAGAGAUUUACUUCUCCUGCCACCGUGACAGACACCCUGGAGUGCCAGAGUUUAUCAAGGAGACUGAGGAGUGUACCUACCUGUUCAGCUGGCCCACCGCUCUGGCCUGUAUUCCGGUCAAAACCACCAGCUGCUCCUACAAUGAUGGUCAGGGCCACUCGUACGACCUCUCCCCUCUGGCGAUGGACUCUCGCAACUGGGAGGUGGAGCACUCUACAGACGACACAAAGAAAAACAUUUACAUCAAUGUGUGCAGGUCACUGGUGCAGCAGGGAGGCUCAUGGAAGUGUCCCUCCAGUGCUGCGUCCUGUAUGAAGUUUGGGGAUGACUAUGUGAGUCUGGGACAGGUGGAGUCCGGUCCCGUGUGGGACAGAGGUGUCCUGAAGCUGCAGUACAGCAGUGGCCAGGUCUGUCCAGAUGGCAUCCGCAACAGGAGCAGCAUCAUCCGCUUCAAGUGUGACAAAGACAAAGUGGACUCCCGUCCUACUCUGAUCUCUGCCGUUGAGGAAUGUGUUUACAAUUUCCUCUGGCUAACAGCUGCUGCCUGCCCUCUAAACAGCACCCAGCACGACGACUGCAGGGUCACCAACCCAGCGACAGGUCAUCUGUUUGAUCUCAACACCCUGAUGAAGGAAGAAGGUUACACCGUGUACCACCAAAAAGAAUUCAGGAAGAUGUUCCGCAUGAACAUCUGUGGGAAUGUGACCAACGCUGGAUGCAGCCCAGGAACCGCUGUGUGCAUUAAGGAUGCGAAGACUGCGGUGAGCGGCGGUCAGGUGAGCAGGAAACUGUCAUACAAAGAUCACGUUCUGGAGCUGACGUAUGAAGGAGGAAGUCCCUGCGAAGCGAACCCCAACCUCCGCCACAAAACCAUCAUCCACUUCAUCUGCAGGCCACCUAACAUGGGCUCGGCCCCUCCAGAGCCGGUUCUCAUUGACUCCAAUGCGGAGACCUGCACACACUUCUUCUCAUUCCACACACCACUCGUGUGUGAACAACCAGUGAGGUGUUCGGUCCAGAACAGCUCUGGUCUCAUAGACCUGACUCCUCUGAUUCAUGUCAGUGGAUACUACACAGCAACAGAUGAGGCAGUGGACCAAGGUGAUGAAACUCCAGACUUCUACAUCAACAUCUGUCAGCCUCUGAACCCAAUCCCCGGGGUCACCUGCCCCCCUGGAGCUUCUGUCUGUAUGGAUCCUGAUGAUGGACCUCCUGUGGACAUCGGCCGGACUACCAGCGGCCCCACGAUCAACAAUGUAACAGGGGAAGUGUCCAUCACUUACUCCAGCUCCACCAAGUGUGCAUCUGACCCUGCACAGAACUACACCUCAACCAUCAUAUUCACCUGCCAGAGAGGAGUGGAGCUGGGCUCUCCGCAAAUGCUGAAGAGGCAGGGAUGUGUCCAUUUGUUCGAGUGGGCGACUCCCGUCGUCUGUUCAGACGCCACACAGACCAGUGGCUGCAAGCUCACCGACUCCCAGCUGCAGUUCACCUUUGACCUGUCCACCCUCUCUGGUGAAGUCCAGGUCCCGGUAGGCUCCAGCAUGUAUCACAUCAACAUCUGCGGCUCAGUGGCAGAGCCGAACUGUAAGAACAGUGCCAUUUGCCAGGUGUCUGGUUCUGGUUCAGAGAAGACUGCUUCAUCAUUUGGCAUCAGCAAGGCCAUGACGAUGGACUUCAAACAUGAUGAGCAGGCCGUGCUGAUGCAGUAUGGUGGAGGAGAUCUCUGCCCACCUGUGACAAACGAGGGCGAGGUAUGUGUGUUCCCUUUCACCCUCAUGAAGAAGCAGUAUACAGACUGCACCACAGAUGAGAACACUGAUGGCAGGAAGUGGUGCGCCACCACUUCCAACUAUGACAGAGACAGGAAGUGGGGAUUCUGCAAUGCAACCAACAGUAAGCGUCAGUCAUCCAUAUUGUUCACCUGCGACCAGUCUGCAGGCCACGGCUCUCCACUGCUGCUCUCAGAGACGGCGGGCUGUUCGGCCACGUUUCAGUGGCGGACCAGUGCCGUUUGUCCUCCGAGGAAGAUGGAGUGUAAGCUAGUGAGCCAACAUCAGACCUUCAACCUUCGGACUCUGUCCUCCCUCACCGAGCCGUGGAAGUUCAGCCACCAUGGAGAUUCGUAUUUCAUCAACCUGUGUCAGGGGAUCCACGGUGGACUGCCAGGUUGUCCAGAGGACGCGACUGUAUGCAGACGCUCAGCAGCAGGAAAAGUCGAAAUCCUGGGCCGAGUCUAUACACAGAAAAUGAUUUACACUGACGGAAAGAUCUCUGUCAGCUACUCUGCUGGAGGCGACGUCUGUGGGAACGGCAUGAAGGCCAAGACUGUGAUACAGCUGAGCUGUGGCUCCACUGUCGGACGCCCGGCACUCAUCAGUGCUGAUGAGGCGUCAUGUGAGUUUGUGAUUGGCUGGGAGACUCGGCUGGCUUGUGCCGUGAAGCAAGAGGAGGUGACGCUUGUGAACGGGACGAUAAGGGUUCCUGAUACUGGAGCCAGCCUCAGUCUGGGGGAGCUCUACUUCAGCCACCAUCAGGCAUCUGGAGACAUCCGUUCCAACGGUGACCGCUACAUCUACCACAUCCAGCUGUCGGGCAUCACCAACAACUCCCUGAGCAGCUGUCUGGGUGCCAACAUCUGCCAGGUUAAACUCAAUGGGCAGUACAGGCGCAGGAUUGGCUCCUCAAACAAAGCCAAGUACUACAUCAAAGGAGAAAACCUGGAUGUGAUGGUGCCCUCUGAGUCAACAUGUGGACGAGAGAAGACCAAAAUGGCGUACUCCACCAUCAUGUUCCACUGUAACCCCACCGCAGGCGUCGGCAUCCCCGAGUUCAUGCUGGAGACAGAUGAAUGCCAGUACCUGUUUAUGUGGCACACCAAGGCCGUGUGUGGUCUCACAACUGUUGAAGCGAAGUCAUUUGAUGACAACAGCGACAGCCUCUCCAGGCGGAGCAAGGCGGUCGGGGUGAUGCUGACCGUCCUGCUGGUGGGCCUGGUUGCCUGUCUGCUCGGGCUUUUACUCCACAAGAGAGAGAGGAGAGAGCUGGUGAUCCAGAAGGUCGCCGGCUGCUGCAGGAGAGGAAACCAAGUCUCUUAUAAAUAUUCCAAGGUGAACAUGGAUGAAGAAGGGGGUGAAGAGGAGAUGGAGUGGCUGAUGGAGGAGCUUGAAGCCCCCCCCACAUCCUCCUCCUCCUCCUCCCAGCGGGGCAAGAGUAACCACGGCAACGGUCACAUCACGACCAAGCCAGUGAACACGGACGGUCUGCGCUCGUUCUCUCUGGACGACCCAGACGACGACAGCGAGGACGAGGUGCUGAGCGUCCCCGGGGUGCGAGUGGUGAAAUCCUCCGGACUCUCCAGGCACUCUGCGGCCAAUCGCAGCGCCUUCCUCCAGGAGGAGAGCGACGAGGACCUGGUCGGCCUCUUGGAAGAGUCUGACAGGAAGAGGAAGAGCAGCAAACCUCGCUCCUCGGCCAUGAACCACGGCAACAACACGGCAGCCAACAGGAAACGAGAUGAGGAUGACAGUGACGAAGACCUCCUCAGGGUGUGAUGUCACUUCCUCCUUCCUGUUCCCCUCGCCCUCCAAUCUGAACUCUUCUCUCAGUGAAUGUCUCUGUAACAGCAACAACUACGAUAACAAACCAACAACAUGUUGAAAGCAGAAAGCGUUCCUCUCUUCUGGGAUUAUUUUUUGUUGGACUGCACCUUUACUCAGCCUACUCAGACUCUAUCCAGUCCACUGUCUACAGACUGUCGGUGUUAGCACAUGAGUUUUAUUUAUUGAUAGCUGAUUAUUUAAACUGUUCUUCAGGUCAGUGUCUGACCUGCGCCCUGUGUUCUCUUAUUUUCUGUCAUAAUUCUGAAAUGAAAUAAUUUGUUUCACUACAGUUCCUACAGUCUUACCACAUUUAUCUCAUUCAGACCAAACAGACUAGUUGAGUCUGUAAUAGAGCUGCAACGGCAAUUAAUUUUAUUCAUGAUUAAUCUGCUGACAGUUGUCGCAGUUGAUUAAUAAAUCAAUUUAUCAUUUUGUUUAUAAAAUGUCAAAAAACAAACGCCUCCAACAUCCUACCCCCCAAAGACUUUUCAUUUAAUUUUCAUUUAGCAAAUCCUCACAUUUAAGAUGCUGUAACCAGCAAAUGUUUUACAUUUUUACAAGAAAUCAGUAAUCAAAAUAAUUGACAAUUACUCCAUUAAAAAAAAAAUCAUCUAUUUCAACAGGUCAACUCUGCAAUGAGGCAUGUCAGUGACAAGAUGUUGAAUUUUCUUUUCUUUUUUCUUUCUGAGUUCUGAAAUGAAGCUGUGCCAUUUCUUUAGCACUUUAUCGUAGCAUUGAUUAACAGGAAACUGUCUACAUGUCUCAUCGCAGACUUUGGCUGCCUUUGGAUUUCAUUUUUAUUUUUAAAGUCCAGUGCGUAGGAUUGACUUUUUCCAUCAGGGGCGGCCAAAGCUGAAACUUAAUAAUAACCAGAGGUAUUUGUGUUGUUCUGUAUUGUCUGUUAAAAUGACUUCUGACUUUAAAGUCAGAAUUCUGACCGAGAAAAAAACAUUUCUCUUCUUUUGAACUAAAAAGACUUUUAUAGAGGAAAUAAUGGUUUUGACAUUAUGAUGUCUAUAGACUUUAACAUGUUAGCCAGCUAGCCACGGCUUAUCCUGGUCCAGAGCUCCUGGGUAUACACUGCCCUGGCUAGCGCUCUGAGCUGAGAGUCAUUUCUUACAUAUUACCUGAAUACAUUUUUACCGUGGACUAAUUGCCUCCCCCCUAGAAAUGGAAUAUUAUAGCCACAAAUAUUUGUUCAUUAGUGUUUAAUCAAAUUAAAUGAAGAAACAUGUUUUCGCAAAACUUAGAAUGACCCUUUAAUAUCUACAGAGCCAGCAGGGCCUCUGUCACAGCGUCAGCCAUGUUUCUGGCUCUAAAUCCUACACACUGGACCUUUAUUGUCCCAUUAAGACUGUAUUUGAUAACUGUGGCGAGCUGUUCAGUUAGUAGAAACAAUUUAUCUUUAGAUUUUGGGAGAAAAACAGCAGCUAUCAGAGUAAAUAUAGGGGAAACUGCUCCAGUUUUCCUGACGUAGGCGGUGAAGGUGUGGGCUUGUGUUGUCUCUAAAGGGAAUGAAGACACCCGUGUGUCUUCUCUUGCUGUUUACAGUUGCUACAAGAGCAGACCUUUUCUCUUUCUUUCCCCACGAAAAGAAAGCGUGAUGCCUUCCUGACGAUGAAUUUGCGUUGCAUCUUCAUUGAUGAAUCGUGUCCGGCGACAGAUUGAUUUUUGUCUUGUUUUGAUCAGAGACAUUGUACAUAGAAGAUAAUGUUCUAUAAUAUGGACGUUCUGUUUGUUUGUUUGUUUGUUUGUUGUCCUCACUGGUGAAUUGCUCACACAUGUUUUUAUGAUUAUUUAAAUGGUCGUCUGAGCUGAUUAUCUGUAUGAAUCUCUGUUCUGUGAGAAAAUAAGAGGUGGCCUUAAGUGUGAAUGGACGGUCGAGGAGGACGGAGGCUGGAAGGGAGGUGUUAGUUAAGCUUGUGUUGGUUUUUUGAAUUCCCCCCUACCGCCAAAGCCAUAUUUCUACAGCCAACACUGGCACUAAUGUAUGGAAGCUGGGAAUUUCAUUUCCGCUUGCGCGCUCUCUCACAUUAAAAGGUCCGCGAUUGUUGAUGUUGCUGCAUCGAAGGUGAGAUUUUAAACUGGUUAAAGCCAUGAUUUUGUAGUGCCGAAAUCAACCCGUUUUGGCCAAAAGCAUGUCAGACAGAAGCAGGAAGUGGAGCAUGGAUGAGUCAAGAACGCAGGCAGAUGACUCGCAUUUAACAUAUGUUCUGCUUGAUAAUGAAACUCGUGUUAUCAUGAAACGUGCCAGUCGUGGUGAGAUACAGGAGGGAGGCGUUUUGGUAAAGUUUAUUCGUGCUCUUUCUAAAAUGAAGUCAAACUGACUGCAGUGUUCCUACUAAAGAGUGUUUGGAUGCCGUCCCACCAUCAGGCUCUUUUGAUGUGAUGUUGGUGGGGUUUUUUGUGUGUGUUUUUUUUUUUUUUUUUGCUGAAUUAGGACACAGAUGAGGGAAAUUACAAAACUCAGAAAUAGCUGAAUUUUCGUCAACGUGUCAUUCUUCUUUAGAGGUUCUGGAAGAUAGAAAACAAAUCCAGUUCCUGCAACUUAAACAAAAUAUGUUAAGACCUCAGUGCUAUUUGCCAUGGUUUAUCCUCUCUGGUGUGCAAAACAGUUACGAACGCAUCAAGUGUUUUCUAAGGCUGUACCAGUUAUUUUCAUUAUGGAUUAAUGUCUUGAUUACUCAGAUCAAUCCCGAAACAUCAGAAAAUGUCGAAAAGUUCUCCGAGGUGACGUCUGAACAUGAGUCCAAACCACAAAGCUGUACGUUCUGUUAAUCUAGUCGACCAAUUGAGUACUGAAGUUCAUUUUUGACCUUGAAUAGUGAUAUUAAAAAAGUCCAUCAAACAGCUUUUUAUUUAGCUUCUAACUUCUGCUAACGGCAGAUUUUACAUUUGAUAAGUCUUCUGCUGAAAGGUCCCAGUGACAAAGUUAAGCAAACGGAGCACUAUCUUUCUGCUGGUGGCUGAAGAAAUGUAGGAAGCUGACUACAGUAGUUAGGUUACGGAUUGUCAAAGUUUUAGAAAGUGCUUUCACUCAACCUGAAAUCACAAGUCAGUCAGCAGAAUAUUAAUCUGAGAUUGUCAGGUAACUUGUUUAAAUUGAUUAAGAGAAAAUCCAAAUGAUUAGUUUCUUUAUGUUUGUUGUUCAGUUUGAAAACAUCACCUAGGAAAAUGUUUAAUUUCUCACUGUUUGCUAGACAUUUUCUAGACUAACGUAACACAAAGAUGUGAUCAGUAGAUUAAUUUAUAAUGAAAAUAAUCAUCAGUUGCCUGACGAGGUAUCGGCCCUCACCUUAUAGCAGUAAAUACUGAGCUUUAGUAUUAUAAUGGGACAUUUUGAGGCGUCUCGUCACAGGUGUUGUUGUCACAUGGCCAAAUGACCGCAAAGAAGACGUUGAGCGAUCCACGGGCGGAUCAAAUCGCUCCAAAUUUCCUUUCAGUUACCGUACUACCUUGAAGGGAGAGCACUUGUUGAUUUAUUGAAAGAUUUCGUGUUGAUUUGCGAUCACAAAUGUUGUGCACGAACACAGACUAUUUAUUACGUCCUGUAUAUUGAUUACAUUGUCGACGGUACGAAGGGGGAAUAAAAGGUACAUCCACCUUUUUGUUUUUUUUCUCAGUAUUCAACUCAGAAAACUGAAGUCUAAAAAGAAAACAUGCUGUUGUUGCUAAAAUAUCCAAUCAGUCAGUGAGGAAGGUUCUCCAUUCAGGGUAUUUCUAAAGCUUUGUACACAAAAUUUGUUAAACAGGUUUUUGUAAAGAUGCCAGUUGACUAAAAAUGACAGGCAAAUUAAAUACAAUUACAAAGGAUAAUAAUAAUCAUGAGCCGGCAUUAGCAUAAGAAACAUCAGUAUUUUAUACGUUUGAGUUUGAAAUGUACCCUAAAAAAAAUAUCAAUGAACGAAAUAGAAAACAUCAUCCUGUUCCUCCCGCUGCUGUUUCUCCUUUAUGAUCUCUGAGAUCGCAAACUGAGACGUCACUUUUCCAGAAACCGUUCAUUAAGUGAAGUUGUCAGACUCCGGAAAGGACGAGAAGAACUGAUGGAUUGUUCACAUCCUGCUCGAAAACAUGACUUAUCAUGAAGUGUGUUUGUGUCAUUUAUUUUUCAAAGGUCUCUGAAGAAUAACCAUAUCGUUGAUCAGAUACUGUGGAGUGUUUGGUUUUUUUUCUUGCUUUAAGUCAAAUCUACCUUUGAGAUCACAGAUAAGGAGGCGAUGGUACAGAGUGCACGGGGGGAGCUUCCAAAGAAAUUUCCAAUGAAAUCAGUGAAACUACAAAUAGAAACUACAAUGAAAUGUCAAGAAUCCAGAUGCAUUGUCAAGACUUUUUACGACAUCCUUUCUCAUAAGGAAUGUGGACUUCAGCUGUUGUUCUUAACUUUUCUUUUCUUUUUUUUAAACUUUAUUUCCUGGCCCUGUUAGAAGGACGUUUGAACUGAAAGCAUCUACCUGUGUUUGGCACUUUGUGAAUCAACUCACCUCUGCUGAGGAGACGUCGUAGCACUCCUCGCCUCAGAGACGCAGAUUGUUUUUGUAUGUGAAGUCUUUUUUUUUUUUUUUUUUGCAUCACGUCUGUCUCUGCUGUAUUUAGCACCAAAGUUCGUGCGGCUCAUCUGCAUGGUACCGUCCGAAGGGAUGACUGGAGACUCUUGUGCUUUUUUUUUUUUGUCGACACUCGUGUUGAAACCAACUUCGGCGUCAAAAUGUUGAGAUCAAGGGUUCGAAUAAACAUGCUCGGAGAAUUUUAAAAAAAAAAAAAGAAAAAAAAGCACUAGAGGAUUUUCUGCGAUGAUUCGGUACAAGGGGGAUCAUUAUUAUGUUUUAGUUGGUGUAAGUUAUGUUGUCCAAUUUUGUUUUUCAGCUCUUUGCCUGUUUUCCUAUUUAAAAAAAAACAAAAAACAUUGAUGUAAAAAAUAUUGCAUUAUUUGAAUAAAUGAGAUCUGCUGUUUA